AUGGAAGAUUAUUAUCUACCCAAUUUCAUAUUCGAAUUUCCUAGUGAGAUCUUGCAAAGGAUUUUAUUCUUCGCCAUUAUCUUCCGCUUGAAGUAUGACAAGGAUAAUUAUGACGAGGAGUCUGUACGUGGAACCUCCAGGGUCCUGAACCUCCGACUUGUCUGCAAGGGAUUUGAUGCGUUGUUUCAAACUGCACUCUUCGAAACAAGACUUAUGGAUGACAUACGACCAUAUGGCACUUCCCUUGCAAGAGCAGGUACUCUGGAGUACUGGCCUUUAACCCGCAAGCGCAAGGCAGCCACUCAUAAACUGUGGCAUUCAUACCUAGUGUAUAGGGUGCUUAACGAAGUCGAUCCCAACGUGAAGCGAUACGUUGAGGUCCGGAGCAUAGCGAGUGCCAUCUGCUCUGAGAAUGGAGCGGACCUUCUUGAAACAAUCAAAGAGCUCUGUUGGUUAGGUCUUCCACAACAAUUAGGGAACGCUUGGCCGGUUCCGCACAGGCGAGUCUUGCGAGGGCCAGAUGCACUCACACCGAGAUCACGUCCGUUGAAAAACAACAGUCCUGAUGUGAGCCUACUUAGCGCUGCAGCUUAUCUUGGCUGUGUAUCUUUGACAAGACGCCUGCUCGAACGUGGAAACGAUCCAACAGAGCAUGACAUGCUCUUCCCGUGCCCCAUGGAAGCAGCUGCUCUGGCGGGACAAGUUGCUACACUGCAGCUUUGCCAAGCCAACGUUCCGUCGAGACAGGACAAGUAUCUUUUUUAUCACCCGAUGUUGGAGGAAGUCCCUCGCAUCAAGGGAACAUUUCCUUUCGCAAUUGCUGGCGCUGCCUCAAGAGGGGACAUGGACGUUCUAGAUAUAGCUCUACGUCUCGAUAGCACUGCAGAGGAUAUGCCAGCCCAUAGAGGAGUCUCAUUUGAGAUCUUACGCUUCGCUAAAACAUGGGAAGUUUUCUUGAAACUUCUGUCUUUCUUACCUCCUGAUUUCCUUGAGAGGAGAGAAAAGUCUACCGAGCCCCACGGCAGUGAACUUCUACUGCAUUUUGCCGACGUCGGAAAUUUUGAGAUUGCCAAGGGUCUCCUUGAUGCUGGUGCUCAUGCUCGGGGCCAUGAAUGGCAAUUAGGUAUGCAUCCGCUCUGGAUUGCGGCGAGGCAGGGAUACGAGGACAUAGUAGACCUCCUGCUAGAAUAUGGAGCAGAUGUCAACCGGUCUACCGUCCUCUACUGCAGUACGGUGGGUGCUGCGGUACGCUCGGGCAAUACCAGCCUUGUGAAGAACCUGCUGAGCAAAGGAGGAAAUUUCAAAGGAGAGGCACCUUGUGGUGCGCUCGUCGUGGAAAACGUCCCUAUGUUGGAACUUCUACUGGAUCACUUGGAUGCCGGGGCAAAUAUUUCUAUGGUUCUAAUCCGGGAACUACUUGAUUUGGCGUCAGAAAGGCAUUUGUUUUACAUGUAUUGGUUUGUCAUUGAAUAUACAAUGGACCAUGUGGACGUUGAAUUUGUAUUCAGUGAUUCCGAAGAUGAAGAUCUCUGA
Messenger RNA from Clonostachys rhizophaga, 1533 nucleotides. The record is from the annotation of a GenBank genome assembly. NCBI's taxonomy places the organism in Eukaryota, Fungi, Ascomycota, Sordariomycetes, Hypocreales, Bionectriaceae.